AUUUUCUCCACGCUGUGUGUGAUUUCAAGGAAGAAAGUUUUGAACAAGCGGAUGUUGCAGAGGGUUCAACGACAGUUGGCGAAUUGUGUAUAAAAAGAUCUCCAUAUUCCUGGGUACAAUGGACUGUCUCUUCAUCAAAGUUUAUGAGGAUUUGGCGAAUAGUUCCGUUGGUAUCGAAACUCUCAUAACGCUUUUCAUUUACAAAUUAAUUGAUACAGAAAAAGUACAGCUAGUCAUUCAGUUUUGUUCACAAGUUCCAUCCGAACCUACAGUAAUCGUUGAUCUGUCUAACAUUAACUAUAAAUCAUUGACGAGUUUACCAGAAGUAACGUCUUGUUGUGUUUGGCCUAUAAUAGUUAGUAAGAAAAAUGUCGCCGCCGGGCUGUGCUCCGUAGCGAGACUUUUGGUAAAGAAAAGUGAGAAAACCCAAGUUAGAGCGUUACUGGGUUUUAGGGAAGCGUGUCUCUUAGCAUGUUCGGAGAGUUCGGUCUGGACGAGGUUUUGCGAGGUGGACGCCAUUUCCACAGCAAAAAAAUUGAUCCUCGAUGAAUAUUUUGUGGACCGCAAGUUCUACCUGCCGGAAGACGUGGCACGGUUCGAGUUCCACAUGUCCAAACCCGUUAGAAUGCACAACGUUUACAAAGCUGCGAGGGAGAGGAAUAACGAUAAAGAUAUAAAUUCGAGCAUACCGAUCCAAGAACUGAAUUUAACUCACUCGUACGGCGAAGGAAUGACGAUGACGUUAGCCGAUGUUAUUUUGUUUCCUUGUUACAAGAUUUUCUUUAGUAAGUGUCCGCUUGAUUUGCUUCGAGAUAAGAUCCCUUUAACGAUUGAGUGGUUUCGACGAAUGGAGCGGUGCGAUUUACCUACAUUGAAAUUUAUGUUAACGUCGACUACGAUAAAAACGAAUGAAAUCGUGGAGCCUCGUUUUGCGAAGCACAGCUUGUACACUGCGGAUCCGAGUAGAUACCGACCCGAGAAACGAAUUUAUACGAAACAAAACGACAUCGACGUGGCUGUGAAAGCAGUGAGUCCGUUAGAGAACGAAAUCGUUAAUGAAAUUUUACCGUUCGGGCACGACUUAGCUUUCGAUUGGUCCGAAAUACCGCUAGAAGCGAACCCUAGCGGUGGCGCCUUGCCCGAAAAACGAGCGAAACGCAAGCAGGAGCAACUAGAAAACCUCGUGAAAGCCGUUGUUAAAAUCGCCGGAAAUAAACGGUACAGAAUCGUGGAUUUUUGUAGCGGCAGCGGACAUCUGGGUAUCCUUCUGGCGGUGUUACUUCCGAAUUGUGACGUGGUGCUAGUCGAGAACAAGGAAUGUUCGCUUUCGAGGGCGAGGGAAAGGGUGGCCAAGCUCGAACUGGGAAACGUUAUCGCCGUUCAGUCAAAUCUCGAUUACUUCUGUGGCGAUUUCGAUAUCGGCGUAACGUUACACGCCUGCGGCGUCGCCACCGACUUGGUGAUUCAGAACUGCGUCGAAAAAAAUGCUCAUUUCGUGGUUUGUCCGUGUUGUUACGGCGGAAUUAAGGAUUGUCACCACCUGAAGUACCCCCGGAGUAAACAGUUCCAGAAGCUGGAUUUAGGGUAUAAAAAUUACUUGAGCCUGGCGCAUGCUGCGGAUCAAACUCACGAGGCGGAUAACGCGAAAACGAAGCAGGGUUACCUGUGCAUGGAUAUUGUCGAUACGGACAGGAGGUUGUUCGCUCAGAGUUGUGAUUAUAAGGUACAUUUAGGGAAAUUGCAACCCACUAGUUGUACAAAUAAAAAUAAUUUGCUGAUCGGGUUGUACAGAGGGAAAGAGUGAAUUAUAUUUUGUAAUGUGUAAUAAUGUUAUUGACAGUAAUUUUUUUUAAAUAAAAACUUAAAAAUGUU
Molecule: messenger RNA, 1872 nt
Organism: Anoplophora glabripennis (Asian longhorned beetle)
Lineage: Eukaryota; Metazoa; Arthropoda; Insecta; Coleoptera; Cerambycidae
Gene: Gstcd
Product: glutathione S-transferase C-terminal domain-containing protein homolog
Exons: 2
Coding region: 119-1804 (561 amino acids)
Source: RefSeq, a predicted model, not a curated record